CCCCCCCCUCUCUCUCUCUCUCUCUCUCUCUCUCUCUAGCCUCUCAUAUGCAUAAUAUUUCAACCCAGCAAGAAAGACUCACGUCGCCACCUGCUCUUUGUCUGUUUACUCUUUGUUUCAACGAUUCCCUUGUGCGGAGAAAAUGUUGGGAAACUGUGAGAAGAUGGUACUCAUCCCUCCAACUAGAAACGAAUGGUCACAGCAGCACCAGAUAGAUGAUCCAAAGGGCUUGAUGGGUUCUGCGGGUAUGGAAAAACCAGUCCUAGACCAACAAAAUCAACAACAACAACAGCAGCAGCAAGCCCUGAGGUGUCCUCGCUGUGAUUCAUCGAACACAAAGUUCUGCUACUACAACAACUACAGCUUGUCUCAGCCAAGGCACUUCUGCAAGGCCUGCAAGCGUUACUGGACAAGAGGUGGCACUCUAAGAAACGUUCCUGUCGGCGGUGGGUGCCGGAAAAACAAGCGCGUGAAGAGGCCUACAGCAGCUUCCGCCAUUGAUGGAGCUCCAAGCGCAAAUCCAGACCCUCCCUCCCAACCGCACAUGGAUAUAUCUUCUUCGACAUCAAAUCAUAUCAAUCCUAUGUUUUAUGCAUCUGAUGUGAGAUCACUCCCAUUUCCCAGGUUCAAUAUUCCGAGAGUUUCAAAUGAAACUGUUUCUGGAUAUGAUCUCCAACCACAGAUGAAUGCUCUUGGACUAGGGUUUUCGUCUGGAAUUAUGUCUAAUGAUGCUAGUGAGAAUGAUUACCGAAAUGGGUUUAAUCAUCCUGCUAAGCAAAUCCAAGAUCUCUCAAGUUAUUCCAUCUUCGGCUCCUCAGCUAAUUCUACUACCACUUCUCCAACCAUGGCUUCCCUGCUAACCUCUAGCUUUCAUCAACAGAAAUUCGUCAAUGGAGGUGUUAAAGACAGUCGAGCACCCAAUCACUUUCAAGCCUUUGGACCGUUUGAAGGGUUGCAAUUAAUGGGUAAUACUGAAGCUGGGAUUUCCAUGAAAGAAGUGAAAGUAGAAGACGGCCAAAACAGGUCGGAUUGGAAUCAAAUGGAACAAGUCGGGUUGUCGGAUCCUGCUCUUUACUGGAAUGCAACAAGUAUUGGUGUUUGGAAUGAUCCUGGAAACAUCGGGUCUUCGGUCACUUCUCUGAUCUAGCAAAGACAAAAAGUCAUUUAAUUUCCAGUGUCUCCCUCCUUUUCAGUCAUUUUAGUUACUUAGGUUUCUGUUUAUUACUUCUGUUGUAGUGAAUUUGAUGGUCACAGUGGGAAAAAAAAGAAGAAAAAGAAAAAAAAAAAGGGAAAAAAAGAAAAGAAGCACGAUUUCAUAAUGAAGCAACGAUGGGAGGAACGGGAUCGGAGCGAUCAUGUCAGCUGCAAAGAAUCAGCCUGUUAGUUUUAUUAUCAAGGUUGAGACUCGUCGAUUGCGCUGAGAGGAACCUCGGAUCCUCUUCAUCUCAUCGCCUGGGUAUUAUCAGUGUGGAAGGUUUAACUUCCUUGAGGAUAUUGAGGAUGCUUUGGAGCAACCUAGUUGAUGAUAAGUAAGUAGGUCUUUAUUUUGUAUGUAUAUAUAUGCAUGACCAUGUCCUUUUUCCUUUCCAAUGUAUUGGUUAAUUACUAGGUGGGGGUUGGGGGUAUAUGUUCCAGUCCUCAAUGAAGAUCAGCUGAGGAACUAAUAAUUUUUUAUUUAAUUUUACUUUUACUUUUUUGGGUUUUUUUUUUUUCUGGGGAAGGGCUGGGUAUAAUGGUAUAGGAAGAGAGGGAGAUUUGUUAUUCCAAUGUGGCUUUUUAGUUUAUGUGGUUGGCAUUGGUUACAUGCUGUUUUGCUUUGGUGUUUUGAUGUUAUGGAUAAGGAACUGUGCUUUUGGAAAA
Alnus glutinosa is the source of this 1860-nucleotide messenger RNA. Its product is annotated as dof zinc finger protein DOF1.4-like. Lineage: Eukaryota; Viridiplantae; Streptophyta; Magnoliopsida; Fagales; Betulaceae. Gene Ontology annotation, biological process: regulation of DNA-templated transcription. The record is from RefSeq and is a predicted model, not a curated record. Bases 143 to 1147 code for a protein of 334 amino acids. Gene Ontology annotation, molecular function: DNA binding; DNA-binding transcription factor activity. The transcript is spliced from 2 exons.